Grammomys surdaster is the source of this 3500-nucleotide messenger RNA. It is a transcript of the gene Amfr, whose product is annotated as autocrine motility factor receptor. Gene Ontology annotation, biological process: endoplasmic reticulum unfolded protein response; protein K48-linked ubiquitination; ubiquitin-dependent protein catabolic process. The transcript is spliced from 14 exons. Gene Ontology annotation, molecular function: ubiquitin binding; ubiquitin protein ligase activity. The record is from RefSeq and is a predicted model, not a curated record. Bases 193 to 2124 code for a protein of 643 amino acids. Gene Ontology annotation, cellular component: ubiquitin ligase complex; cytosol; endoplasmic reticulum. Lineage: Eukaryota; Metazoa; Chordata; Mammalia; Rodentia; Muridae.
GUUCUUCCGCGCCGGCAGGGGCAGCAGCGGGAGCGGCGCGGGGCGGAGCGGCGCGAGCAGCUAGGAGCGGCCCGGCCCGGCGCGGCGGCGGCGGCAGCGACGCCAGAGCCCGUGGGCGCCUUUCGCGAGGCCGCCGCAGGCGCCUGGCCGCAGCGCGGGGAGCCUCGGGCGCCGGAGCCCGCCGCCGCCGCCAUGCCGCUGCUCUUCCUCGAGCGCUUCCCGUGGCCCAGCCUCCGCACCUACACGGGCCUCAGCGGCCUGGCCUUGCUGGGCACCAUCGUCAGCGCCUACCGCGCCCUCAGUCAGCCCGAGGACCGGUCGGGCGAGCAGGAGCCGAUAACGGCCCCACUACAGCCCGAGGCGUUCGUGCCGGUGAGCUCGACCGCCAGCGGCCCCCGGGCCCGAGACGUGGCCCAGUACCUGCUGUCGGACAGCCUGUUUGUGUGGGUUCUGGUGAAUACUGCUUGCUGCGUUUUAAUGUUGGUGGCUAAGCUUAUCCAGUGUAUUGUGUUUGGCCCUCUUCGAGUGAGUGAAAGACAGCAUCUCAAAGACAAGUUUUGGAAUUUUAUUUUCUACAAGUUCAUUUUCAUUUUUGGAGUGCUGAAUGUCCAGACUGUGGAGGAGGUGGUGAUGUGGUGCCUCUGGUUUGCUGGACUUGUUUUCCUGCAUUUGAUGGUUCAGCUCUGCAAAGACCGAUUUGAAUACCUUUCCUUCUCUCCCACCACACCAAUGAGCAGCCAUGGGAGAGUCCUGUCCCUGCUGAUUGCUAUGCUGCUCUCGUGCUGUGGACUGGCAGUUGUCUGCUGUGUCACAGGCUACACCCAUGGGAUGCACACCUUGGCUUUCAUGGCUGCAGAGUCUCUUCUUGUGACUGUGAGGACAGCUCAUGUGAUUUUAAGAUAUGUCAUUCAUCUCUGGGACCUCAACCAUGAAGGGACUUGGGAAGGAAAGGGGACUUAUGUGUAUUACACCGACUUUGUCAUGGAGCUCACUCUCCUGUCCCUGGACCUCAUGCACCACAUUCACAUGCUGUUGUUUGGCAACAUCUGGUUAUCUAUGGCUAGCCUGGUCAUCUUUAUGCAACUUCGUUACCUGUUCCAUGAGGUACAGCGUCGAAUCCGUCGCCACAAGAACUAUUUGCGAGUGGUAGGAAACAUGGAAGCCAGGUUUGCUGUUGCAACUCCAGAGGAGCUAGCUGUCAAUAAUGAUGACUGUGCAAUCUGCUGGGACUCCAUGCAGGCUGCGAGGAAACUCCCCUGUGGACAUCUUUUUCACAACUCCUGCCUUCGUUCUUGGCUAGAACAAGACACCUCUUGUCCAACAUGUAGAAUGUCUCUUAAUAUUGCCGAUGGCAGUCGUGCCAGGGAAGACCAUCAGGGAGAGAACUUGGAUGAGAACUUGGUUCCUGUAGCAGCUGCAGAAGGCAGGCCUCGCUUGAACCAGCACAAUCACUUCUUCCACUUCGAUGGGUCCCGGAUUGCAAGCUGGCUGCCAAGUUUUUCAGUUGAAGUGAUGCAUACUACCAACAUUCUUGGUAUCACACAGGCAAGCAACUCUCAGCUAAAUGCCAUGGCUCAUCAGAUUCAAGAGAUGUUCCCCCAGGUUCCAUACCACCUUGUGCUCCAGGACCUCCAGAUGACACGCUCCGUGGAAAUAACAACAGAUAACAUCUUAGAAGGACGGAUUCAAGUACCUUUCCCCACACAGCGGUCAGAUAGCCUGAGGCCUGCACUCAACAGCCCAGUGGAAAGGCCCAGCACUGACCUGGAGGAGGGAGAAGCUUCUCUCCAGACGGAGCGUGUACCACUGGACCUCAGUCCCCGCCUGGAGGAGACCUUGGACUUCAGUGAGGUAGAGCUAGAGCCCAUUGAGGUGGAAGACUUUGAGGCUCGUGGGAGCCGCUUCUCCAAGUCUGCUGAUGAGAGACAGCGCAUGUUAGUCCAGCGUAAGGAUGACCUUCUGCAGCAGGCUCGAAAGCGGUUCUUGAACAAAAGUUCUGAAGAGGACGGGGCCUCAGAGAGACUCCUCCCUUCUGAAGGCACAUCCUCCGACCCCGUGACCCUGCGCCGAAGGAUGCUGGCUGCGGCUGCUGAGCGGAGACUUCAGAGGCAACAGACGACCUAGUGCUUCCUCACCUUCCUCAGCCUCCUGCCCAGCCCUACCUACCGGAAGAGGCCUGUCCCAGUUUUGCCUGCUGUGUGGAGACCUGCGACUGCAUUGCUGCUGCAUAAAGCAUGUGGUCUUGAUAGUGUGUGGACAGCUGACAAAUUUAAUCCUUUGUAAUACUUUCUAUGUGACAUUUCUCUUCCCCUUAGAAACACUGCACAUUUUAACUCUAGGCAUGGUCUCUUCUGGUGUUGACUGGACUUGCUAGGAGUAGGUGACAAGCAAAAGGAAGUGGACAUUUGGGCACUCACCUGCCUGCAGCAGUUAGUUUGAAUUUCUGUUUUGAUAUAAGCCACAGCAGAUGUUGGGUAUUUUAGCACCACAGCUGGAAGGAAGCAUGGAUUCUGGGGCAGGUGCAUAACAGCAGUAAGAAGGUGUGCAGCAGGAGCCUGUCUCUACACUAUGGCAAGGUAUCCUGUUACUAGAUGUUGUACGUAGGGAGGAAGCGUCCUGUGUUUCAGAGGCCAGUCCACAGGCUCCUGGACCUCCAGACCAGCAGAGCAUCAUGGAGAAAGAACUGCUCAGGGCUGCAGAAUGAGGAAACCCUUUUCUGCCCUUAAUCUUCAGGACCAAUCUGAGCCCCAGUCCACAGCCGGCUUCACUUCCGUUCACUCUGGUGCUCUUGCAUCACAGAAGCUUGCCCCAUGGCCGCCUUUCUUUCUUUCCACUCCCUGCUUAAUCUAGGCAUGGGAAGGGGUUGAGUAGCAAGCUUUGGUUAUGAUUUUAAUUCCUUGGUCAACCCAAUUAGGCUAUGUUAAGCAUAUGGGUUUGAUCCUUGGAAAAAGGCAUGGGUCCUGCAAGGCAGGGAUGUUUUGCUGAAGAAAUACCUUUCGUAUCUUUCUCCCCUGGAGCCCUUCAUUUUCCUGCUCUUGUUCCUGUGGGUCUCAUUAAACAGAAACAGAGGAUGUUAAAUAAUCCACAUGCCUCAAGUGGUCUUGGUCCCAGAUCUCAAAUUCUCCACGUAUUUAAAGAUUUGAAACAUGCAAUCAUAGGUUACAUAGUUUUAUGUCCCAUUGGAUUAAGGGUUUUUUUUUAAUGUUUCAAAAUAUAGUUUUAUGGUAGUCCUUUUGAGAAAAAUCCAGUAUUAUCUAAAAUUAUUGGCAAAGUUAAAUGUAUUUUACAUACCUGAAAGUUUUUAGAGUGUUGACAAGUAACUGAGACAAGGAUAAUAGGCAAAUAGGUGAAGAUAAUUUAUUUCAAUAAAUCUUUCAAAAGCCUUACCUUGAACUGCUGUUAGUUAAAUUCCUGUGGGUUUUGUUUUUGUUUGUUUUGCUGAGAGCAGAGCAAUUUGUUUUUAUUGUAAAGCAACAAUAAUAAAAAGCAAUCUCUUGUAA